Molecule: messenger RNA, 2419 nt
Organism: Xylaria bambusicola
Lineage: Eukaryota; Fungi; Ascomycota; Sordariomycetes; Xylariales; Xylariaceae
Product: heterokaryon incompatibility protein-domain-containing protein
Exons: 2
Coding region: 331-2217 (628 amino acids)
Source: RefSeq, a predicted model, not a curated record
CGCCCAGUCCUUGUUGCGUGAGCGGAAUCUAUUCCGUUUUGGCCCCUCAUUUCCUCAGUUGCCAGCCUGGCCAUGUCUCUCGAUUCAGCAGCUUAAACGCAACUUGCAACAACAAAUACCUGGUUAGAGACUUGCACUCAGGAUUGCUAGCAUACCCAAUUUGGUCUUUGAGGCAAUGCGUCUGAAGAGAGGCUGAUUGGGAUCAAAGCCUAGACUGGGGACAGCACCGAAGAGCGCUCCUGUUCCUAUCUCUGGGUCAAUGGCUUAAGGGCAUUUUAUGUAUAACAGUAACGGUACUUACUAAGCUCGUUCUGUAAUGACGGGCAUAAAAUGACUCAUGCCUAUCAACACGAGCCUCUGGCCACCGCCUCAUCGAUCCGCAUCCUCGAUUUACUUCCGUCGCUGAACCGAGAAGCUCCAGUCCGAUGCAACAUUCGGCAUGUUCAGUUGGCCAGCCCAGAAGCUCGUUACGAGGCACUCUCCUAUGUCUGGGGUGCACGACGAGGUACCCAACCCAUCAUCUGUAACGGUCGGGCCCUAUUCGUCACGCCUAAUUGUGUUGCAGCGCUGACCAAAUUGCGCCUGUUGUUUCGAAAGCGUACAUUAUGGAUUGAUGCUAUCUGCAUCGACCAGGGCACCGAUGCAGUUGCUACAGCAGAGCGUAACAAGCAAGUGGCAAUGAUGGGCGAUCUCUACCGCUCAGCCCAUGGUGUCAUAGUCUGGCUAGGUCCCGGCAAUGAUGAGUUAACGCCGCGGGUAUUUCGAUACCUGAAAGUGCUAAGCAUCUUCAAGUACUGGUCUGUCAUGGAUGGCCCACGUGUGAUACGUCAGAUGGGGAAGCUUAUAAAGCCGUAUGUGGUCAGUCUGGCAUGGCCAGAUGGACCCGGUGCACCCGGUAAACCGAGAGUAAGAGGACCUGCUUUUGCAAAAUUGAUGGAAACACUGGGUAGUGAGUGGUUUUCAAGAAUCUGGACCAUGCAAGAGACUAUCACGUACGGUAGAUGUACCGUCAUGUGCGGCACAUCUACCAUGGGAUGGAGUCCGUUCUCUGCUGGAAUGAGGGAUGCGGGUGCCAGUCACCAUGCUAAUGCGAAUGCACAGCUACUAUACUUGAGGGGUAGAAUAACCGAUGAGAUCUUAUAUCCCGCUGAAGGGAUUGCGAAUCGUGAUUUCAAAAGCAUGCAUGAUGUUCAGCUUCUGAAAGCCAUGUGUAAGCUUCAAUGCUCGAUCCCCCAUGAUAAGGUUUAUGGAUUAUACGCGAUAUUGCCCACUCGCGGCCUACAUCUGCAAUAUCCAGACUACGAUCGGCCUCUUAAUGAAGUUCUCGAAGAAACGGCAAGGGCUUACGUGCAAUGUAAGAAGAAGCUUGACAUCCUGCGCAUAACCAUCGCUCCAAGUGAAUCGACUGGUUUGCCCUCGUGGGUUCCCGAUUGGCUGUCUGGACAGGCAGUUGGUCAACUUACUUGCAGCGAUAUCACGGGUACUGCUAUUGUGUGUUGGGGCGAAUUUCCUUCAGCCAUAUCGUCUUGUUGCGGGGCGCUUGCGUCUCCUACAGACGUUAUCCCACACACGCCAGGGAAGCUGACUGUCAAGGGAACGCGUAUAGGAAGCAUCAAAGCGCUAAGUGCUGGUGCGUAUGUUGGCGCUCACCCUGUGAGUGAGCUCUCGCAUUUUCUUGACUUCAUCUCCACUUGUAGGGAAUGGUGUCGUAUGGUUGCAUCAACUGGAAGUUAUCCGACCGGAGAAGACCCCGUGUUAGCUGGAUUGCGGGCAAUCACGAACCAUCAUGGAUACUUUCUAAAUGGGAGACCGUUAGAUGGCGAGCAUCUAAUGUUAUGGUAUAAGGCACUUCUCGAUGAUGGUGCGAUGUCUGGAACAGAUAAGAACGCAACAGAGGACCAACUGCAACCGCAGCGACGGGUUACCGUCGGCGGGGAUCUAAAGAAUGCUCAAAUCACUCAGACAGUUCAGAGCUAUGUGAACUACAAAGCAAACUACGCUUUUUUCACCCUCGACAGCGGUUAUUUCGGCUCCGCGUUCAACACUAGCUGCAGAGGUGACGAUAUCUAUUUACUAGCGGGCUUAGACGUGCCAUGUGUGCUAAGACGCAGAGGUAAUGAGUUCAGAUUUGUAGCUAUUGCUCAUGUCCACGGUGUCAUGAGGGGACAGCUUUGGCCAAAGAAUGAAGAUGAUCUGGAAGGGCUGACUCUUGUAUGAUAAUAAGUGCGUUGAGCGUUGCCAAGGCCAGUGUCCUUUCUUGGCAGAGGUAAUGUGGUCUGACAGCAAGUAACCAGAGCAAUCUCAUGAGUACUUUCGCUGAUAUUAUGCUUACUGUGUAGAUAGCAGGUAACUGUCGACAUUGAAACCACAUCUCUUUUCAAUUUCCUGAUCUACGUCCUUGUCACACGAAACUACUGAU